CCCGCACGAGUGAAGCUUGCACCUGAAGCAACCUCGACCGGCUGCUACAGUCCCAACUCACUCCUAUCUGCGGAAGUCACGCGAUUUGACCGUUCUGGCGUCGAUGAUAAGCAGUUCCUCGAUUCCGAUCAUUGAUUUCCCGGCCAAUUCGGGCACCAUGAGAAACCCAUAACGAUUUCGAAUAUGGAUCUUCCGGGAAGUCAAAGCUCUGGGGAUGCAAGAGUUGAGGCUCUAUGGAGGAAGCUGGAUCCUCAGGGAAAGGGAGAGAUUGACUUGAAAGGUCUUCAACGAGGAUUGAAGAAGAUAGACCACCCAUUGAAGAAUGCCAAUGAUAUGCUGAAGGAUGUUGUCAAAGCCAUGGAUAAGAACGGGGACGACGUUAUUCAGUAUGAAGAGUUCCGCACAUUCGUCGAGCGCACUGAAAAGGAGCUUCUAUCGCUGUUCGAAUCCAUAGACAGAGAUCACAACGGCAAGCUGGACAAGAGUGAGCUGCAACUGGCGUUCAAGAAAGCUGGAUUGAUAGUGCCAAAAGCGAAGCUGAACGAGUUCUUUGCGGAGGUGGACGAAAACCACGAUGGAUACAUAAGCUUUGAUGAAUGGAGAAACUUCCUACUAUUCCUUCCCACAAACACGAAAACCCCAGCCCUCAAAGCGGUCUUGUCUUAUUAUUCUUCUGCAGUGGCGUUAAAUUCCGAGGGCGAUACUUCCAUCAGGGAGGACACACUUGAAGGCCUAGGUAGACUGCCACAGUUUCUUAAUAUUUUGUUUGGAGCUAUUUUCAAGAUCGCCGCGCCUACACCUCCCUCCCUUUCUACGAAACCCCAACAAUCUACAUCUGCAGUCGACGAUCCCACAACAAGUCAAGGAGUCGACGACAAGAUGUUCGAGUUCCAUCACGCCCACUUCAUCGAAGCCACUCGAGACACUGACCUCGAGGAGUCCCGACUUCCAUCCGCCAACCCAGAUCAGUCAGCCAUGGAUAAGAAGGGCAUUUCUGAACAUGUCGCAACCAAGAAAUUCUGGCUAAUUGAAAUUCUUCCCGACCCAGGCUAUUUCGUAGCUGGCGGAGUAGCAGGAGCAUUCUCUCGAACCUCAACAGCCCCUCUAGAUCGCCUCAAGGUUUACUUGAUCGCGCACGUUGAUACUGCGAAAGGCUCUAUUGCAGCCGCAACCCGAGGCGAUGCUAAGGUGGCAGCGAGAAGCUUCGGUAAGCCACUCGUGGAUGCAUGCCGAGAGCUUUGGAAGGCUGGCGGAAUGCGUAGCUUGUUUGCUGGCAAUGGUCUCAAUGUCUUGAAAGUAAUGCCAGAGUCUGCAAUUAAGUUCGGCUCCUUCGAAGCUACUAAGAGAGCACUAUCCCAGCUGGAAGGACAUGGAGAUCCCCAAAAGAUCAAUGGAUAUUCCAAAUUCAUAGCCGGUGGUACCGGAGGUAUUGCAUCACAGCUCGUGGUCUAUCCAAUUGAUACGCUCAAAUUUCGCAUGCAAUGUGAGACCGUCUCGGGCGGCCUGCGCGGCAACAAGCUCAUCAUAGCUACAUGGAAAAAAAUGAUAGCACAGGGCGGUCUCCUCGCUCCUUACCGUGGUUUGACGAUGGGCCUGAUCGGCAUGUUCCCUUACUCCGCCAUUGACCUCGGAACCUUCGAAUUCCUCAAAUCUGCACUCGCUCGCCGCAACGCAAAGAUCUUGGGUUGCCAUGAAGACGAUGCGUUGCCAGGAUCGUUCGCAACCGGCUGUAUUGGUGCGUUCUCAGGAGCUUUUGGUGCCAGCAUUGUCUACCCAAUCAAUCUUUUGCGAACCAGACUGCAGGCCCAAGGAACUGUUCUUCACCCGCCUACGUACACAGGAAUAUAUGACGUUGCACAGAAAACUGUCACCAACGAAGGAAUCCGCGGCUUAUUCAAAGGAAUUACGCCAAAUCUUCUAAAGGUUGUCCCUUCUGUUGCCAUCACCUACGUGGUCUAUGAGAACACUAAGAAGAUCAUGGGCCUACGUUAAUUAUCCAGGGGUGGCUUUGCUAUAGCAACUCACUAUCCGCUGAUAUUCACAGUAGAUAACAAUGGUUAUUUGGGCAGGAGGUAUUAUUGGAUGCUGGGACGUUUUGCAGCAGGUUCGGAUGGGACAUUACUGAGAGGCACUUGCUUCCACAUGGCAUCUCUUUUUUACAUUUCUCACAGACACGGCCUUCGAUAGCGCGCUACUAAGAAGGGGAAUCAUCGAGCAAGCAUUUUCUGCUUGCGGUUCUGUGCAUACUUGCUGCGAUUGUACUUUACGAGGGGUUGGUUGCAUACAGACGGCGUUCACCAUUUGCUUUUAGUCAUACUGGAGUUAGGAUACCCGACCUACGGUUAGAUGGGAUGGUCAUAACAAAUGGGUACGUAGCGCCAAUAGUCACAGUCAUAAGAAUAG
This is a messenger RNA of Amorphotheca resinae ATCC 22711, 2403 nucleotides long. RefSeq lists its product as hypothetical. Gene Ontology annotation, molecular function: calcium ion binding; ATP transmembrane transporter activity. Lineage: Eukaryota; Fungi; Ascomycota; Leotiomycetes; Helotiales; Amorphothecaceae. Gene Ontology annotation, biological process: transmembrane transport. Bases 184 to 1992 code for a protein of 602 amino acids. The transcript is spliced from 7 exons. The record is from RefSeq and is a predicted model, not a curated record.